Lytechinus pictus (painted urchin) is the source of this 5082-nucleotide messenger RNA. RefSeq names its product EF-hand calcium-binding domain-containing protein 5-like. Lineage: Eukaryota; Metazoa; Echinodermata; Echinoidea; Temnopleuroida; Toxopneustidae. Bases 110 to 4828 code for a protein of 1572 amino acids. The record is from RefSeq and is a predicted model, not a curated record. Gene Ontology annotation, molecular function: calcium ion binding. The transcript has 23 exons.
GCGGUUGUUGGAAAUCUAUGUACCAUAGCAACGCACAGUUUAUCAACUUUUGGAAGUCAAGGAGCAGAGCAAAAAGGAAAGGAAAUAUAAGAUUGAGCAGUGAAACAAAAUGGCAGAAAUCCAGGCAGUUAGUCCUGCUGGUAGCCGAAGCUUCAUUGAACCCCGCCCACCCUCUCAGUCAGGUUCCAGGUCAUCAUCAAGGGUAGGAUUCAAUGAGAGUGCUCACAGUAGACACAGUUCAGGAAGAAUUAAAUAUGUACCCAGUCACCGUCCAACUUCCAAUGCCAGGUCUACUCCAUCGUCCUCAGAGAGACCUCCUUCUGUACGAUCCUUGAGGGAAAAGAAAGAUCUAAAUGAGUACUUGAGUCCAAUUGUCAAAACAGCCGUGAGGAGAUGGAAGCGUUUCCAUGAGCAGAAGGUGAUAGAGCGCUUCAAGGAGAGACGAGAAUCCAAGAAGCAACGUGUGAAGGAUAUCAAGGAAGAAAAGAAGAGACUUGCCCGUCGUAUUCCCAUCGAUACCUUAGCUGUUGAAUGGCUCAACAAAAAUGAAUUAACUGUGGACGCUAGGGCUUAUUUAUUGGAUAAACUGCUGCCAACACUUAUCUUAGGCAUUGAAAAGUUGCUCAUGGAGGCUGAGAGGAGAGAUCUGACAGAGAAAAAUGAGGCAAAUCCAAAUUUCAAUCCUCUGAACUAUUUGGCACAAUACUUGAUGAGGAACAAUCCUCGUUACAGCAAUUUCCCAGAAGCUUCACCGUAUAUCAGGGGAAUGCAAGAAGUCACAGAUGAACUCAAGCAAUUUGUCUUUUCAUUUGAAGACAAUAGGCUUGCCAGAGUCAAAGCAGAAACCAGGAGAAAGCGGGAGCACAUAGAACGUACAGAAGCCUUGAAGACACAGGAAAAGAGUCGUAGAUCUGCUCAUAUUCGCAGGCACUACAAAGAUUGGCUUCUUGAUCCUGAAGGCUUGGUAGAGCAGAGGGCUAUUCAAAAUUCAUUAACAUCCUUCAAAGAAGUCCUAGAAAACUUGCCAGAAGAAUUCAAGAAAGCAUCCAGCUUCCUCACAGAACUUGAGAAAUUAGAUGCCAGUGAAGAGCAGUUUAAUGAGGAAGAUUUUGCACAGUAUCUCAAAAACUAUGUCCUGAAGCUGGCCCCAGAACUUUAUGAUGCACUUAUGGGUCACAUGGCGCAGUGUGCCUUGGCAUAUCGACAUGCUGCUGUGCUUGAGGCAAGACGGGACAUUCUUAUGUCACUCUUCAGUGAUGUCGAUCAUGCUGACGUGGGUAUUCUAAACAGACAUAGAGUACUGGGACUCUUUGAGAACUUUUGGGAGAAUGUGCCUUGGUCCCUCAAGCGUCAUUUGAGAAAUCCAAGAAAAUGGCCUGUGAUAGAGCUCACCGAGACUGAUGAUACAGAGAGUCUUUUCUCCGAAGGGAGCUCCAUCUCCUCUGUAAAGAGCAGCAUGAAGGAAUCUGAGCCUGCUGCACCUUCAGAAGGAACUGUUCAGGAGGAGACGACAGGGGUGGAUGGGAUGGCUCCAGCAGUUGAUAGGGGAGAAGCUCCAGAAGAGGGGGUAAAGGAUGAGGUAAAACAAGAUGAUGGUCCUACUGUUGGUGAAGGGGAGGGGUCAAAGUUUGAGGGUGUGGCACCAGGUGAAGAGGGUGUGGCACCUGGUGGAGAGGGUGUGGCACCUAGUGGAGAGGGUGUGGCACCUAAUGGGAUAGAUGCAACACUGAAUGGGGAUGGUGCGGCAAUGGGUGAUGAGGGUAGUAAAGAGAGUGUUGAAAAGGAGGGAGGAGAGGAUGCAAAAGAGGGAGAGGCAACACCUGUAGAUGUAAACAAUGCCAAAGAGGCAACAGAUGAUAGUAACAAGGAAACAGCCGAUGACAAAAACACUAAGGUGGAGGAAAACAAAGAUUCAGAGACUCAAGACUCUGCUGAGCAGCAGGUAGAAUCAGAACCAGCCAAGGAGGAGAGCGCAAGUGGAACAGGCACAGGAAGUGAUGACAAACCAGAAGAAACUACAGAAGGCAAAGAAAUAACGAAACCUGAAGAUGCAACAGAAGUGACAGCUAAGGAGGACACCCCUCCUGCAGAAGAAGUGUCAUCCGCUGAAGAAGAAAAGAUGAAGGAUGGUGGAGGUGAUGAGGUUGUCAUGGCAACAGAAACUGUCAUCCAGGCGAAUCUUGUGCCAGAUGAUGCACAGAAACCGGUGGAGGAAUCAGAACAAGCUGAGAAGACUGCAGAGCCUGUCAAAUCAGAGGAACCUGCCGCACCUGUAGCAGAGACUGCUGAGAGCACAGCAGAGACUGCAGAGGGCACAGUAGCAGAGACUGCAGAACCACAGUCCAAAGAACAGGAACCAACUUCAACAGAUGGAGGGGCAACAGCAGCAGAGGUGACAGCUCCAGAAGUCGCUCCUGGAGAGGCAGUGUCUGGAGAUGCUGUACCUGCAGAGAUUGCAGGAGGUGAAAAGGAACAGACUGAAGAGGGAACAAGUGAUCAGGCUGCUCCAGGUGCAGAGGGUACCCAAGCUGGUGAAGACAAAUUGGAGGAGCCCACAUCAGCAAAAGAUAGAGGUACCCUACAACCCACAACAGCCAAUACAUUGACAGGUCGUUCUACUAGUGUGUCAUUCCAUGAAGAUGCUAUCAAGCUCAAAGAGGAAAAGGCAGAUAGUGAAGACCGCCCCAAGACCCCCGUGAAGACCCCAACUGUUCGCAGUGGUUCAAGGUCAGGCAGUGCUUUUGAUGAGAGUGCUCUCAACUCAUCCCAGUUUGUCCAACUGGUAGAAUUAUUCCUUGGAGAAGAUUCGCCUCAGUAUGUUGUUGAUGCCCUAGUGAAGUUCAUUACAAAUGGCUAUGUUGAGACUGAACAGGAGAAAUUCCUUCGAUUACAACAGGCAAGACGGGAGGCUCAGUCUGCCAAACGAUGUCAAAUGGUGGAUCAGCUCUUUGACAAGUGGGAUAAUGAUGGAUCAGGUUACCUGGAUCUUGAGGAAUUUCAUUCUAUCAUGGCUAAGUUCAAAGACAACAUGGAAUCCAGAAUCAUGGCUAAAGCCAAGCAGAAGCUGGAGAAGGAGGAGCUAGACAACCGUCUUAGCAAGCCAGAAUUCAAAGCUUACAUUGAGGCAGUUUGUUCUCUUCUACCAGGGGGUCCAGACAAUUUUGAUCCACUCAUUGAUUUCCUAAUGACAAGUGUUGAGAGGUCAUAUGAGGAGAGGAUCCGAGGUCAAGCCAGAAAGAAAUGGUUAGCUUCAAUCAUCCAGGCAGCUGAGACGAGCGCUGGUAGCAUGCAACCUGUCUAUAAGAGUGUCUUCAACUCACUUUACAAGGAUGCUGAUCAGCAUGGGCGAGGGAAGCGUAUCAGUGCUAACAUUGGUCUCUUAGAGAGGAAUGAUAUCACUCCUGGGCGUGGUCUGACCUGCCUCCGUUAUGUAGCUGCCACACCCGAUGAUGCUGGCUUCAUGCUUAAUAAGAUCUUAUUCAGAGAUAUGAAGGGGAUCAGUUUCUCAUCUAUAGACAGUGGCAAACCUAUUCAUGUCCCUCGGGUGCAGAACCAUGGUAAUAUAAUGUUCUGGAAUCCUGAGCGUGCUGAUGAAAAAUGGGAUGACGAAGACUUUCGGCCAUCUUUUCUCGAGGAGAAAUACAAGAAGAUAUCGAUUGAUGAUUAUGAUCCUGCCAGAGACCGACAAGGAUCAUUCUUAGUGAUACCACUCAAAGAUUUCCGGAAGCGUGUUUUUGGUUUGAUGGGGAUAGACACAUUGAAUGACCCUCAUGAUAAGAGUAUCUUCAUCACACAUGAAAUCAGCUUCUUCCAGGGUGUGGCCAAGGCAUUUGCAACAGCCUACCAGUACGUUGACGUAAGACGAAAGACACUACGUAUCGCAGAGAGUGCAGUCUCCUGGAUCCAUAGACGAAGUCCUCAUGUCCAAGAGAUCAAUGUCUUUAUGGUUGAACCUGAUGAUAAGAUUGAUGAUUUUGUACUACGUAGGAUGAUAACCACUGAUAAGAAAGGAACUAUCACAGUUCAUGACCGCCCCCCUCGCUUGGAGCGCAAAGAAAACCUCUUCAGGGAUUAUCUCUUCAAGACAGUGGACAAUUCUGAGACUGUGACAGCUGAUGCCUAUGGUCAGCGACAUCUUGCCUUCCCUCUAAGAGAUAUUGAUGGUCGUUGUGUUGCCCUGGUAGACCUGAGCAUUGGUGAACUGAAACAACUCCCUGGCCAUGAGAACAAGGAAGUCCAGAGGAUGCUCAAACUCCUACAGGCGGCUCAUAAAGAAGUCUCCCAGGAGUCUGCAGGAGGUGACAGGAAGAUUGUCCUAGAGGCUGAGAAGGGGAGUGAUGAAUCCCGUAUUGACAUCAUGUUUGAUCGCAUCAUGUUAACUGACUUGCGAAACACUGUGAGUAAGCUGAAUGCCCAGGCCUUUGCUGAACUCAAGAGCUACAAAGAUCCUCCUAAGGUCAUCCAUAGUAUUCUUGUCUCUGUCCUGGCUCUCUUCUACAGAGAUAAGUAUGAGGAAGGGGAGCUGGAUGCAUGGAAUACAUGCAAACAGUUUGUCAAUCCCGAGCUGAUCAAGAAGAUUGAAGAGUUUGAUCCUACUGCUGAACACAUUCCUGGAAUUGUCAGUAUGAUCUCUGGACAUCUUAAAGAUGUACCCCAUGGUGCGGUGGCAAAGCAUGGUUCUCUACCAGCCCAGAAUCUUUACAACUGGGCAUUUGUUUGCCUCUCUCUCCUCGAACACACCAGUAAGAUGACCAGACAUAAACCACCUGGUGUGGCUCCACCCCCUGGAACAGCAGCCUCUGGUGAGGUCCGCACUGUGGAGCAGUAGAUAGCAUCUCAUCUAGGAUACAUAGCUUGUAUAAAAACUUUAGGAACUCUUAUUCAGAAAUUUGAAUUUUACAAUGAUAUCGAACUGAUGUGAUUUUUUUCUGGCAUAACGCGAUGAUAAUUGAAGGAGAUUUGCAAGAGUUAUUAUGUAUAAAAAAAGUUAUGAAUACAGUAUGUGGGGGAAUUAGUUUUUUCUUCAGCAAAUGGGUAUUUGAAUUUGUGAUAUUCACCAGUAAGAAAGUCUUUCCUACGUUU